Molecule: messenger RNA, 5979 nt
Organism: Drosophila obscura
Lineage: Eukaryota; Metazoa; Arthropoda; Insecta; Diptera; Drosophilidae
Exons: 2
Coding region: 249-1898 (549 amino acids)
Molecular function (GO): zinc ion binding; nucleic acid binding
Source: RefSeq, a predicted model, not a curated record
AAGGAACGUCCACUGCCGCCACAGGUGUAAUACCACUUUGUGUGCCGCAUCAUUAUCUCAGCAGAUUGGGGCUCCGUCAAGGCGCAGCCGUAAACCAACAUAUUUUUGGUGCCGAAACCCGGGACUGCUUUGCUUGGGACUGGCUGGAAACAAACCGUUGGUCUUCGUUGGACACCUUUAAACAGUGGAAGGUUCAUUUACGCAAGGUUAGUGCACUUGUGAGUUGUUGUGUGAUAGAGAGUUGAGUCAUGGCCGAAGGUGUAGUGGAAUUAAUUUGCGAGCAAGCUGCGUUGGUAGACUCGGUGAAGCGUAUGUUGGAAAAGUUCAAAAAUGAUGAGACCAGUAAAUCUGAAGCGCAUAUGGAGGCUAGAUUGGAAGCUAUGACCACGGUACAUGCGGAAUUUCGCGCGAAUCAUCGUAAGCUGAUACGGUCGGAGGAUGAUUUGGUGAAGCCGGGUUAUUUGGAGGUGGAUCUUGAAGGGCAGUUUGAAGAAGCGUAUAUCGAUUGUGUCGCGCAAAUUCGAACGGAAUUAAACAUCUCGAGAGGUCGGAUUCUUGCAUCAACGCUCAUCUCAUCCGGUGAAGUGCAGCGAAAUGGGUCCACCGAACCUACUGGUGUUAGCGGGUCAGCCGGUGUUGAAGAGGUUAAACUUCCUAGAGUGAAACUACCCAUGUUCAGUGGAGAAUUUGUGGAUUGGCCGGCAUUUAAGGAAAUGUUUGAAGCUCGGGUCCAUAAUUGUCCUAGACUCACGGAUUUGCAUCGAUUUCACUACCUCAAAGAUUCUCUUUCAGAUGAAGCGAAAAGGGAUAUACAACACCUUACUCUGAUAGAAUCUAAUUACAGUGUAGCUUGGCAAAUGUUGUUGAAAUUGUAUGAUAAUAAGCGAGUGUUGUUUCAGCAUUAUAUGCAGGUUCUCGAGCAACAGCCCAUGGUCCGUAACGACGACCCUGUGUCGCUAAAAGGGUUUUUGCAAACUUGUCGUUCAUGCAUUAAAUCGCUGGAGAAGGUGGGGGUGGAUCUCACCCAUCAGAGCCACAUUUUGGUAUACCUGAUGACGAAGAAGCUGCCAGCGCAGAUACGAUUGGAUUGGGAAAAAUCGAUAGCUCAAUCGCAAGAGUUACCAACUUUCGAGGAGCUGUCUACCCAGCUAGACGGUCAGUAUAGGACGAUGGUCACGACAGCCUCAGCUGACAGAGUGUUGUCAUCGAACAAGGAGAGUAAAGGCGCUGCUGGGUCCGGCGUAAAACGCAGGGAUGUUAAAUCUUCAUUUGUUGCCCGAUCGGUGGAUCAAUGCGCAGUCUGUGGAACUGAAGGUCAUUCCAUAGUCGACUGCAAGGUAUUUGGAGGCAUGAAUGUAACAGACCGGCGGGCAUCGGUGAUGAAGUAUCGCUUGUGUUUCAAUUGUUUGGGAAGCAACCAUCAGUCUCGCAGGUGCAGGCUAAAAAACAAUUGUUCGAUUUGCACAGACCGACACCACACUCUUGUCCAUGUGAAGCGUCAAGUAAGGGAUUCUGGGGAUCAGGUGCAACAGAUCACGUCGAAUGUCAUAAAUGGUGCGCCCGCUAUAGGAACGCAAAAAUAUGAGGUACUGCUGCCUACGGCGUUGGUCACCAUUGAGUCAUCAGAAGGCUUCCCGUUGCAAUUUAGGGCAUUCUUAGACCAAGGAUCGCAAGCUUCGUUUGUAUCGGAAAACGUAGCGCAAAGACUAGGAUUGUGUCGACAAAAGACACAUUUAAAGGUAAACGGGUUAUCCAAUGCGCGGAUUACGGAAGCAUCCUCUUCAGUUCUGUUGAAAAUCGGAUCACGGUUUGAACCGCAAGUGAAGUACAAUGUCACAGCGUAUGUUUUGCCGAAGAUCCCAAUUAUUUUGUACCCCAAGGAGUGGAUAUUUUGCUAGGUAGUGACAUAUAUGAUGAAUUGAUGUUGAGCGAGAUACAUCGUGGACCUGCAGGCACGCCUAUCGCGCAGAACACCCGUUUAGGGUUCAUUAUCUCAGGGAAGGUCCAGGAUUAUGCAACUAACGCAUUGGUACAUACGGUUCAGGUGGUCCAGGAUGAUUCAUCUGCGGAAUUGGAAGGGUUGCUCCGACGGUUUUGGGAGCUUGAGCAGUAUGAGCAAGAAUCUGGAGGAUUAUCGAAUGAAGAACAAUGGUGUGAGGAACAUUUUCUAGAAACAUACAAAAGGUUGUCGUAUGGGAAAUAUGUAGUGCGGCUCCCAUUGUUAUCGACAUUGGACCCUAGCGCAGUGAUUGGAGCGUCGUACCGGCCAGCUCUAAAAAGGUUGUGCCACCUGGACAAACGUUUACGGAAGGAUGCCAAGUUGAAGGAAAUAUAUUCCCAAACGAUCCGUGAAUAUUUGGAACUAGGCCAAAUGAAGAGGGCUUCCUCCCAGUGGAGCGACGUUGAAGAUCAAGGUGUAUUGAUGGCCAAGGGGGGAGCCACACAUUGCUAUUUACCCCACCAUCCAGUGAUUAAGGAAUCCUCGACAACAACAAAGGUGCGUGUUGUAUUUGAUGGGUCAAUGAAAACGAGCAAUGGAAAGGCGUUAAAUGAAGUAUUGGCGAUCGGGCCAAAACUGCAUCGGGAUCUACCGAGCGUGUUGAUUAACUGGAGGUCGUUGAAAUACGCAUUCAUGGCAGAUGUCGAAAAGAUGUACAGGUGCAUCAAUGUCCAUGAGAGGGAUGCUCAAUACCAAAGGAUUCUGUGGAAACCGGAUGAAGGCGAUCAAAUUGAGGAGUACGCAUGUUGCACGGUGAUGUUUGGCACGAGCUGUGCUCCAUAUUUGGCCAUAAGGGUCAUGCAACAAUUGGCCCAGGAUGAAGCUCAUAACUACCCGUUGGCUGCAGAUGUACUAAGACGUCAAAUGUAUGUGGAUGACGUUUUAUCAGGAGCGGAUAGUCUGGCUGAUGCCAAGGAUAUUCAAACUCAAGUCAUCGGGAUGAUGAAAAGUGGAACGUUUGAAUUACGUAAAUGGGCUAGUAAUUGCACACAGCUGCUAGACGGAAUCCCUCUGGAGCACCGUGAGACAAUGGGACCGGUAAAUUUGCAGGGCGAUGAAAUGAUACGUGCACUGGGCUUAUAUUGGAACCCCAGUGAAGACGAAUUCCGAUUUCAUUUAAACUUCGAUAUUCCGACAGGUACACCGACGAAGAGGAAUAUAUUAUCCACGAUUGCAAGGCUAUUCGAUCCGAUGGGUUGGCUAAGCCCAGUAACAAUAGUGGGACGGCGUCUUAUGCAGACCUUAUGGAAAACAAAACUUAAUUGGGAUGACCAUGUUCCGCUAUCUAUUCAAAGGGAAUGGGAGAAAUUCACACUGGAGUUGCCAAAUUUGUCGAAGGUGCAUAUACCACGGUAUAUAGCUUGGGGAAUGUCAGGCGUUAUUCCGCAGUUGCACAUAUUUUGUGACGCCUCCAUGAGUGCAUAUGGUGCAGCAGCCUAUUUGCGGAUGCGAAAAGAAGAGGAAUCUUUUCAUGUGGAGUUGGUGGUAGCAAAAUGUAAGGUGUCGCCUAUAAAGCCACAGCUUACAAUCCCACGAGCCGAGUUGUGUGCAGCAGUUAUGGCUGUCAAAAUAUUCAAAUAUCUAAAGGACCAAAUAAAUAUCCCAGUUGAUUUUUCAAAAACGGUUUUCUGGUCGGACUCAAUGAUCGUUCUGAGCUGGAUUCGAGGAGGAGCUACGAGAUGGAAGAUGUUCGUUGCCAACCGAAUCAGCAAGAUUUUGGAGCUAACCGAUGGGAAACAAUGGAAACACGUUGCCUCGGAGGAUAACCCCGCAGACCUUUUAAGCCGUGGAGUCAAUGUGACGAAGUUGUCUUCCUGCCAAUUGUGGUGGCAUGGGCCGCGAUGGCUUCAAUCGCCUGAAACGGAAUGGCCAACCACAGCAGUAUACCAUGCAAUGGACACAGUAGUGAGCAGCGAAAUGAAGAAGGUUGAAUGUAAUUUUGUAUCUGUCACGGACGAGUCCUGUCCCUCCUUACUGGAGAGCUGUUCGUCGUUUACACGCCUAAUCCGCGUCAUAUCAUAUGUGAAUCGGUUCUUAAGGAAUUGCCGUGUUACCAAGACUGAUCGGAAGGCUGGCUUUCUCAGUAUAGACGAGCUAAGCGGAGGACUCUUGUGCGCAGUCCGAAUGUGUCAAUUGGAAGCUUUUCCCAAGGAAUGGAACAUGUUAAUGAACGGGAAAGGUGCGACCAAAGAGAGUUCGCUGCUGCCACUUAAUCCUUAUUUUGAUAAGGAAGAAAAUGUUAUUCGGCUUGGAGGCCGAUUGAGAGACGCAUUACUGUCGAAAGCGGAGAAACAUCCGUAUAUUCUUCCCUACAAGCAUCCGCUGACAACGUUGGUUAUACGUUUUAGCCAUGCCAGUACUCUGCAUGGGGGAGCUGCGAUUACACUCAGCCAUAUACGAAAAAGAUUCUGGAUACUGAACGGGCGAAAUGCUGUACGAAAGGAAAUUCACCAAUGUGUCGUAUGUUACAGGUUGAAUCCGAAGACCACUUGUCAGCAAAUGGGAGAUUUGCCAGCGGUUAGGGUUCGCCCACAAAGAGCUUUUGAAUCCAUCGGAGUUGAUUAUGCAGGACCGUUCAACAUAUCCCCUUCUAAAGGAAGAGGUCGGACAGCAAUCAAGGGCUACAUCGCUGUAUUUAUAUGUCUGGUGACCAAAGCCAUCCACUUGGAACCCGUGGGGGACUUGACAUCAACCGCAUUUAUGGGAGCACUGCAGCGAUUCAUUGGCCGACGUGGGAAAUGCACUCACAUAUAUAGCGAUUGUGGGACGAAUUUUGUUGGCGCAAAUCGAAAGCUGCAAGCUGAUAAGUUGGCAUACAGACGGUACAUCGAAAAUACUAUCCUCUCAAAACUAGCAGAUGAUGGGAUCACUUGGCAUUUUAACCCUCCAUCUGCACCACAUUUUGGAGGACUGUGGGAGGCGGGUGUUAAAUCGAUGAAAUACCACCUGAAGAGGACGAUCGGAGUUCGUACACUUACGUAUGAAGAGUUGGCUACUGUGCUAGCUCAAAUCGAGGCUUGUUUAAACUCUCGGCCACUAUGCCCUCUGAGCAAUGAUCCAGAAGACCUAAUGGUAUUAACCCCUGGUCACUUUUUAAUAGGGGAAUCUUUACUUGCUCUACCUGAGGGACAGGUUGAUAACAUUAGCCACACGGAACGAUGGAGAAACUGUCAAUAUAUGGUUCAGCAAUUCUGGAAACGUUGGAGCUCUGACUAUUUAACGCGAUUGCAACGGAGACCGAAAUGGUUAGAAAGGAAGGAGAAUUUAAAGGCCGGCGACAUAGUUAUUGUUAAAGACGAGCGGCUUCCGUCUAAUUUCUGGCCCCUUGGUCGAAUUAUGCAAACUCACCGAGGGAAGGAUGGUUUAGUUCGAGUGGUCACGCUAAAAUCUAACGGGGGCCUGAUUAAACGACCGGUUGCAAAGCUCUGCCCUCUACCUAUACAAGAUAAUUGGCUAAAUUCUGACAUUGACCCUCCACAACACUCAUAAACUGCACUCUCUCGUUACAGCGUUGUUUUGAGCUUUAUUUUCAGUUCUAUUGGCCUGAAGUUGGAAAAAAAAAAAAAAAAAAAACCAAUCUGGAUUAGACGAUACUGAAGCUAUCGUCAAGGGGGGAGAAUGUUUAGGCAACGCAAAGUUUCUACCGGGGAACUAUUUUAUAUUAUAGCAGCUCAGAUGUCGUUGCGCCUAUGUUUUGGGAGUAUGCCUUAUGCAUCUCUUUCGUAGUUGUUUUGGGAGCUACAGCGAUCGGCAAACGUCUACGGUCUGCUCGUAACGCUCUUAUACGGCGCUCUCGUACGCUAUUGUCGCGUCGCAAGGUGCAGUUAGGACUAGCAUAUAAGUACUACAUAAGUUCAAGAACCACAUCGACGGCAAUGAACAGCAAGCCGAUGAUACAGUCUGUAAGCGACAGCCCAGGAAAGCAGAACGCACCCUCUGUGCCAAAAAUUGUAUUUUUAACUUAACCUCUAAUAAAUCAU